This is a messenger RNA of Daldinia decipiens, 2255 nucleotides long. Its product is annotated as NAD(P)-binding protein. The transcript has a single exon. The coding region runs from base 385 to 2037 and encodes 550 amino acids. Lineage: Eukaryota; Fungi; Ascomycota; Sordariomycetes; Xylariales; Hypoxylaceae. Gene Ontology annotation, molecular function: nucleotide binding. The record is from RefSeq and is a predicted model, not a curated record.
CUUUGUCCGUAAACAAAUGUAUUAUUACUAUCAUUAACAUCUUCGGUACCCAAGGGAUGCGAUACUGCAAAGCAAGUGCUGAUACUGAUUUUAUCUACUAAUAGACUUGGCGAUGCUCGACUGUACAUGAGACUUAACCUAGGGAUUUAGGUUGGCCUAUCAGACCAUUACUGAUUUGUCACCGGUGUGCUCCUACUGGCCGCCUUAAACGGAGGGAGCAACGGCCCUGUGCCAGUUUCCCAGAACGCCGUUAGGUACCUACAUUGCUAAAUACUACCGGAAGCUAACGGGGUUCCUUUUGCUCGUUCCCAUGUCCGCAUCGGGCGACAGCAUCUUGCCGGACAUAACACACACAGAACCUCCUUUACAUCUUCGCAAAUCGCCAUGGCUCCGCAUAAUAUUCAAGACGAAGCGCCGUCGGAACUCAACGACGGGCCUCUGAGGACCGAAAUACGACCGCCUACGCCGCCACCUAUGUCCGCAAGCCCACCCCGAGUCGUGAUUAUCGGCGCCGGGUCGCGGGGUCACACCUAUAGCCGCUGUAUCGGCGAAUCUAGCAACGGCGUCGUAGUCACCAUCUGCGAACCAGAUAAGUACAAGCGGGAAGAAUUCGUGCAGAACUACAUCCAGCGCGACGGCAAGAAGCUACCGGAGGGCUCUAGCUUUAAUGACUGGCGCGAUUUCGUCGAGUGGGAGGUACGCCGUCGCAAGCGCGAGGCUGCUGGAGAUAAGGAUGUGCCCGAGGGCGUCGAUGCUGCCUUUGUGUGUGUUCGUGAUGAGAUGCAUCACGAUGUUGUUGUCGCUCUCGCCUCGUUAGACCUGCACAUUAUGUGUGAGAAACCACUCGCCGGAAACCUAGCCGAGUGCAUCGCCAUGUAUCAAGCCCUAGCCCCUUUGCAGUCCCGCAAAGUCUUCUCUGUCGGCCACGUACUACGAUACUCGCCGCACAACAUUCAACUCCGCAAGCUGCUGCUCGAGGACCGCGCCGUCGGCGACGUCUUGAGUAUCGUACAUACCGAGCCCGUUGGAUUCUGGCAUUUCGCGCACUCGUAUGUCCGUGGCAACUGGCGCAAAGAAUCCACCACAGCGCCGUCUCUACUAGCCAAAAGUUGCCAUGACAUGGACAUCCUGCUGUGGCUGAUGUGCUCGCCGAUGCGUCCCGGAUCUGAUGAGCCCCCGCAUAUCCCCUCCGAAGUCACAUCUAUGGGCUCAUUGCAAUUCUUCCGAAAAAGCCGGAAGCCCAAGGCCGCUGGCGCCGCAACGAACUGUCUCAGCUGCCCCGUCGAGCCGGAGUGCAUAUACUCGAGCAAGCGGAUAUACGAAAGCCCACGGCACCAAGGUCUAGAGACAGGCAACAGGCUCUGGCCCAUCAAUAUCGUGCUCCCAGACAUUGAGAGUUUCGGCGGCGACAUCGAGCGCGCACGACCAGCGUUGCUCGGCCGUCUAGCCGAAGACUACGACGAGUCGACGCCGCAAGAAGAAAUCGACGCCAAGAACUGGUUCGGGCGGUGCGUGUUCGAGUCCGACAACGACGUGUGCGACGAGCAAGUCGUCAACAUAAAAUGGGACGACGACCCCCUCCCCUCCUCCGCCGCUUCUUCCUCCGGCGACUCCGUCGGCAACCGAGGCGCCAAGCAAGCAACCUUCCACAUGAUCGCGCAGACCAAGAGGCAAUGCGAGCGCUUCACCAACAUAUACGGGACGACGGGCGAGAUCUACGCCGACUCGUACAAGAUCGCCGUCGAGGACUACAAGACGGGCGCGACGCAGACGUACACGCCCAAGCUCGAGAGCGGGGGCCACGGCGGUGGCGACCACGGCAUUACCCGCCAGUUCAUCCUGGCCGUCGACCGCGUCAAGAACCACGGCUGGGAGGCUCCGUGCGCUCAGAGCGAGUUCAUUGGCUGCAGCUUGGAAGAGAUCAUUCGUAGCCAUGCCAUAGUGUUCGCCGCUGAGGAUUCACGGAGGGCGCGCAAGUACGUUGAUUUUAGGGAUUGGUGUGCUGAGAAGGACAUCGCUGCCAUAGCAGCGUCUUAGACCGAAACUAUCGCUACGUUUUGGUUACUCCUAUAAGCAUUCCAAGGAGAUUACUCUUUGCAUAUCUACUUAACCUAGCUAUGCGCGGAGCUCUGGUCGUUCUGGCGUUUUUGAUGCGUAUCACGUUGGCAUCUAAUGAGUCAAGAAGUGGUUAUGAUGAUACGAGCUCUCGAGUUCAUUAGAUUGUGAAAAUUAUGAAUUCUUAUGAAUACAACAGC